CGCGCGUGCGCGCUGUCGCUGCAGAGCCCCAGGAUGGCGGACGCCGAGGCUUUGGGAUUCGAACACAUGGGCUUGGACCCCCGGCUCUUGCAGGCCGUCACCGACCUGGGCUGGUCGCGGCCCACGCUGAUCCAGGAAAAGGCCAUCCCGCUGGCCCUGGAGGGGAAGGACCUCCUGGCUCGGGCCCGCACUGGCUCGGGGAAGACGGCCGCCUAUGCCAUUCCUCUGCUGCAGCUGCUGCUCCACAGGAAGGCGACCGGCCCCGCCAUGGAGCAGGCUGUGCGCGGUCUUGUCCUUGUGCCCACCAAGGAAUUGGCUCGGCAGGCCCAGUCCAUGAUUCAGCAGCUGGCUGCCUACUGUGCCCGAGACAUCCGGGUGGCCAAUGUCUCAGCUGCUGAGGACUCAGCCUCUCAGAGAGCUGUGCUGAUGGAGAAGCCAGACGUAGUGGUGGGAACCCCAUCUCGCAUAUUAAACCACUUGCAGCAAGACAGCCUGAAGCUUCGGGAGUCCCUGGAGCUGCUGGUGAUGGAUGAGGCUGAUCUUCUCUUCUCUUUUGGCUUCGAGGAAGAGCUCAAGAGUCUUCUGUGUCACUUGCCCCGGAUCUAUCAGGCUUUUCUGAUGUCAGCUACUUUUAAUGAGGAUGUGCAAACACUCAAGGAGCUGGUACUGCAUAACCCGGUUACCCUCAAGUUGCAAGAGUCCCAGCUGCCAGGACCAGAGCAACUACAGCAAUUUCAGGUGGUCUGCAACACGGAGGAGGACAAGUUUCUGUUGCUGUAUGCCCUGCUCAAGCUGUCGUUGAUUCGGGGCAAGUCCCUGCUCUUUGUCAACACUCUAGAGCGCAGCUACCGUCUGCGCCUGUUCCUGGAGCAGUUCAGCAUCCCUGCUUGCGUGCUCAACGGGGAGCUCCCCCUUCGCUCCAGGUGCCACAUCAUCUCACAGUUCAACCAAGGCUUCUAUGACUGUGUCAUAGCAACUGAUGCCGAAGUCCUUGGGGCCCCAGUCAAAGGCAAGCGUCGGGGCAAAGGGCUCAAGGGGGACAAGGCCUCUGAUCCAGAGGCAGGUGUGGCCCGUGGCAUAGACUUCCACCACGUGUGUGCCGUGCUCAACUUUGACCUCCCCCCCAACCCCGAGGCCUACAUCCAUCGAGCCGGCAGGACGGCACGUGCCAACAACCCAGGCGUAGUCUUGACCUUUGUGCUGCCCACAGAGCAGUCCCACCUGGGCAAGAUCGAGGAGCUUCUCAGUGGAGAGAACGGGGCCCCCGCCCUGCUUCCCUACCAGUUCCGCAUGGAGGAGAUUGAGGGCUUCCGCUACCGCUGCAGGGACGCCAUGCGCUCAGUGACGAAGCAGGCCAUCCGAGAGGCGAGGCUGAAGGAGAUCAAGGAGGAGCUCCUGCACUCGGAGAGGCUGAGGACUUACUUUGAAGACAACCCCAGGGACCUCCAGCUACUGCGCCAUGACCUGCCCUUGCACCCCGCUGUGGUGAAGCCUCACCUGGGCCACGUCCCUGACUACCUGGUUCCUCCUGCUCUUCGUGGCCUGGUUCACCCUCACAAGAAACGAAAGAAGCCAUUCCCUAAGAAAGUCAAGAAGGUGAAGGCCCAGAACCCACUGCGCAGCUUCAAGCACAGAAGAGAGAGGUGCAGACCCACGGCGGUGCCCUCCUGAGGUUGUCCAUGCAGCCUCAGCUGUCCUCCUGGCCUCCUGAGCUGAGCACAGCGGGGAAGCAGGCUUCCCCCUCAUGGACAGACGGACUGGAUUUCCCUCCCUGGACAGACUGAAUUCCACCUUGGACUGAUGCACUAGGUUCCGGGGCAGGCAGACUGUGGCCUCCACAUCUGUGGUGCUUCCAGGCUGGCAUUUUGUGCCUUAAAGACAGAAUAAAGGGUCUGGCUGCCUCGU
This is a messenger RNA of Miniopterus natalensis, 1905 nucleotides long. RefSeq names its product DEAD-box helicase 56 (gene DDX56). NCBI's taxonomy places the organism in Eukaryota, Metazoa, Chordata, Mammalia, Chiroptera, Miniopteridae. The record is from RefSeq and is a predicted model, not a curated record. Gene Ontology annotation, molecular function: RNA helicase activity; nucleic acid binding; ATP binding. Gene Ontology annotation, cellular component: cytosol.